This is a messenger RNA of Lolium perenne, 2537 nucleotides long. RefSeq lists its product as uncharacterized. The record is from RefSeq and is a predicted model, not a curated record. Gene Ontology annotation, biological process: positive regulation of protein catabolic process; protein ubiquitination. Gene Ontology annotation, molecular function: protein binding. NCBI's taxonomy places the organism in Eukaryota, Viridiplantae, Streptophyta, Magnoliopsida, Poales, Poaceae.
UUUCUGCUCGCUCUCGCAGCCUCGCAGUCUGCCAGACUCGCACGAACACCAACAGACGCGCAGGCGGGCGGCGACAACCCUAGGCGAUCCGAUUCCGACGCGAAGCAGAGCAGGAGACCGGCGCGGCGACCGGCGGGAAGAGGCGGAGAAGCGAAGAGCGGCAGCGAAGAAGGAUGCAUCCUGCAGGGGACCGCGACGGCGCGACAUCAAUGGCCAGGACCCAGGACGCCAGGGUGGAACUGCCUGCACCAAUGGAGACACUACACAAAGAGGCGGUCAUGGAAACUGCCCCUCAUGAAGAUAAGGUUAAAGAUGGAUCAACCGAGGAAGAAUCGGAUCCAUGGAAUCCUCCCUAUCCUCCUUGUCCUCCUUGUCCUCCUGUUGCUGACCUGAAUGUCCAAGUAAGAUUUGCCAUGGAGUGGAUGGCUCAAAAACGGGCUAUACUUGCUACCUCCAGAGCAACCAAAAUAAUCACCCCAGACCGUACCCCUGAGAGGGUGAAUAUUGGCCUCUUUCAAACAAUGCCCCAUUUGAUGCCCAUCCUGGAGAAGGAUAGCCACCGGCGCUUCCUCAGCUUAUUCGAAUGCGGUGGGCAGGGCAUGGGAUGGGGCUAUGUCAUCACACCAGAGACUUUCGACAAUAUUAUCAUGCAGAAUGCUCUCCAAUGUGCCAAAGUUGCCUUGAAGGGCCGGGCACCUGAGCUCAAUGGGUACCGGGCCAAUCCCAACUACAUGACCCAAUAUGGGUAUUUCCCCCUCCACCGAGCUGCUGAAAUGUUCUCUGUCGAGAUGAUAGAGUUGCUCUUACGCCAUGGCGCGUCAGCCAACCUAAGCACAGUCGGUCCUGCAGUCACUGAGGGUCUACUCCCUCUCCAUGUCGCAGUUGAGAACACUUGCCUGCAUAAGUAUCUGGAGGACGGUCUAUUUCAUCACCAAAUGCAUCAGGAUUGCAGUGUGGCGGAUAUGAAGUAUGUCUACAAGCUCGUCCAUCUUCUGUGCCUGCCUGAACUUAAGAUCUUCUUGGAUACAGUCAGGCUUCUUGCAAAACACACAGAUAAUUUACUUGAUCAGCUCUGGAUCUACAUAAAAGAUGGAAAGCUUAUCCAGACAGCUGUUCUGCUGCUGGCAGCGCAAGAGCAGAUCCGCACUGGAACUUCCCACAAAGGCAGUAAGGUCAAUAGUAAGCUGGACGGGUUUGCUAUUAUCACUGGUGAUAUUGUGCACAAGAAUACUUUACAAUCCGAGGCAUGUGAGAACAUAAUGGAUUCAAACCAACCGAGCAAGAUAAAUGCCAAUAAUGCGACAUUAUUGUCGCUUAUUGAUCUAAUUUCCCGAGCUGGCGCAGCUCUUGAUUCAUACAUUAGGGCACACCCAAAGGUGCCAUAUGUGAUGCAUGUAUCCCACUCGGAAGUCCUUGAACGUGUUUCAUUGAUUCUGAAGGAGCAUGGUUUUUGUCGUACUGGAGCACGUAUAGACAUCGGAAAUCUCUGCCCGUAUGAAAACGUGUUGUCCAUUGAAGAUCGGCGCGCCAAGUCAGCUGCAGAAGUUGUUUAUCAUGCUGCAAAGGAAGAGGGCAAAAUAAAGAAAAUCAGCAGAGGAUGGGAGCUCAAAUAUGCAAGGAGAAGUUUCUUUCCAUACUGGAGAUCAGUGUUGGAACCCCAGUCUUGCGUGAAGAUGAAAUUGGUAAAACCCAUGCUCACUGUUGAACAUAUCAAUCAUGAUAAACGUUUGGGUAAAUCAACGCACAUAGGAUCUGCUUUUGGUGGACUGAUGGGCAGAGUUCAGCCAGUAGCUAAUCAUCAACCAAGAAGGCUCUUUUGUACAGCGUCUUUAACACUCUUGAAAGUGUUAAGGAAUGCAUGAGUAUAAAUUAGGUGCUGCUACUGCAACAAAACUAACGGAUCCGCCCGUGCAAUCCAAGGCCAGUCGCGAGCUGGGCCCGGCUAUAUCUGAUGGGCCAUACAUGCAUCGUGCGGCCGAUUCUGGGGUGAGUCUGGCUUUUCGUUUGGUGAGGUCAUGACACUUACAUCCGUUCCGUCCUGCGGCGGGCGAAAUAAACAACUUCUGGCCUGCGGAUUGAGGACUUAUUGAGAACCACUCGAUGGUGAAGUGAAACGAACUUCUAGCUAGUGGAGUAAAAUGAUCAUGUUUCAUAAUCUGCCUAUGGUAGUGAUAUUUUUAGAGGAAAAUUGUAACUCGGCGGCGCCGGGGCACCAUCAUUUUUUUCACGUACUCAUCCGCUGGCCAAGUCCUACCUGGUGUUUUGUACGGAUUGAUAUGCAAGGAGCCAAGGAGCAGUUCGCUCGAACGAAAAAGCUGGACAAUACAUUCAUCAAACUUUGCUAUUGCUAGGCUGGAGAGGAAUAUUAUGGAGGUGCACUGCACAAUUGCAGGUAGGGUGUUUUCUAGUUCAGGCCUGCUCUGUUGAGGUGAUAGGCCUGACGAACUUGGCACACCCUUCAAGGCGUUCUUGUUGAUAUAAUAGAAGUAUACACAGUUUUUGUGUAAUAUAUAGUAGCUAGAUUGUCUUUUGGUCUA